AUGGCUCGCGCUACACUCCUCUCUCUUGCCGAACAGGCCAAAGUGGAUGUGAUGAAACAACUUGGACUGACACUUCACGAGAUGUCCCGUCAACUCACGAGAAGUCGUAACGUCAUCCGAAAAUACCUCGCCGACCCGAUUCACCCGCCCGCACCCGCCCGGGGGGGCUCACCCCCCGCGGCCCCCCGUUGGCCCCCCGCAAUUAUUUAC
This is a messenger RNA of Caenorhabditis briggsae, 210 nucleotides long. The record is from RefSeq and is a predicted model, not a curated record. Gene Ontology annotation, molecular function: DNA binding. The annotation marks the transcript as partial. The transcript has a single exon. NCBI's taxonomy places the organism in Eukaryota, Metazoa, Nematoda, Chromadorea, Rhabditida, Rhabditidae.